This is a messenger RNA of Brachypodium distachyon (stiff brome), 3125 nucleotides long. RefSeq lists its product as uncharacterized. Bases 208 to 2649 code for a protein of 813 amino acids. The record is from RefSeq and is a predicted model, not a curated record. NCBI's taxonomy places the organism in Eukaryota, Viridiplantae, Streptophyta, Magnoliopsida, Poales, Poaceae. The transcript has 7 exons. Gene Ontology annotation, molecular function: protein binding; zinc ion binding.
CUCGAAAAGAAAAAACGAAGAAGAGAAGAACAUGCUCUGUGCUGCACCUUAGCGUCACCGCCGACGAGACGACGAGUCGACCCCCCCAACACCCCCGCCGCAGCGCCGCCUCUCUCUCGCGCGGGUCGCCGUUCCCCCGUGCUUCCUCGCAGGGACAUCUCGUUCUCUGCUGUCUCCACCACGUCGGCGCACUCGUUUUGAGGAAGUAUGGCAGAGGGUGGUAUUGUGGUAGCCAUUUGCCAAUAUGGUGGGGAGUUCACUUCUGGCCCCAAUGGUUUGAUCUACAAAGGAGGUGAAGCGCAUGCUGUUGACGUCUCUCGGGAGAUGUCACUGGACAGCUUCAAGGAUGAGGUGUCCAAGGUGUUUCAUGUGGAUGUCACUGAUAUGUCGUUCAAGUACUUUCUUCCGAACAAUAACAAAACGCUCAUCACAAUCUCAUGUGAUAGAGAUUUGCAAAGGAUGGUUGAGUUUACUGCUAGUGCUGCACAAGCAGAUGUUUUUGUGAUAAGUAGAGUGGAGAACAGGAGUAUGGUAACAUACACUGGAGCUUCCACUGUUAAAGCUGGAUCUAGUGCACGCAGUGACAAAAGGAAAAGGCCAGACUCAAAAAACAAGGCAUCCAAAAGUAGCAAGAAGACCCCUGAUGCUAGUGGUGCUGCAGUUCAAGCUAGUACCGUUGAUGUCAAUGAACCAAGACCGGUGCUUACUUUAAAUGAUUACAACGAGGACUUUCCACUUGAAUUUGGCCGAGAGGCUGCAUUUGACACCGCGGCUGGAGCUAUUUCCUCUGCUCCAGACACUCUGAAUCAGGAGAAGCUUGCUCUUGUUGAUAACACACAACGGGAACCAAUUGGAUUUUUCGAUGAUGCAAUCAAUCCAUAUGAUGGUUCUGAGAUCAUAAUAGAUCCUCCACAGGAACUUAAUAAUAAUCCUACUGUGUUUUGGGAUGACAUCAUCAAAGGUGUUGGUCAAGAAUUUGAUAACGUGAAGGAUUUCAGAGCUCAGUUGUGCAAGUAUGCCAUUGGGAAAGGAUUCGUGUACCGAUUCAUUAAGAAUGAAACCACCCGUGUCACUGUAAAGUGUGUUGGGGAUGGCUGCACCUGGCGAUUGCAUGCAUCUGAGUCAUCUCGUAACAAGAAAUUUGUUAUCAAGAAAAUGACUGAUGAGCAUACAUGUGGAGGAGGAGGUGGAGAGGGUCAGCGGCGAGCAACUAGGCAAUGGCUGACUACCAUCAUUAAGGAGAAACUGCAUGCGAACUCAUUGCUCAAACCAAAGGAUCUCGUUAAGGAAAUACAUGAAGAAUAUGGAGUUCUGCUAACCUAUUCACAGGUUUGGCGAGGUAGAGAAGUGGCACAGAAGGAGAUGUUUCAUGUUAUGACGGAGACACUCGGCCAUUUGCCCUGGUAUCGGGAUAAGCUUUUGCAAACCAACCCAGGGAGUAUACUUGAUUUGCCUGGAAACCGCCGUUUUUUUAUUGCAUUCCAUGCUUCUUUGCACGGCUUUACAAAUGGGUGCAGGCCCCUUCUUUUUCUUGACAAGGUUCCGCUCAAGGCAACAAAUGAGUACAAGUUGCUGGUUGCCGCUGCAGUUGAUGCAGAUGACGGUUUCUUUCCAGUGGCAUUUAAUGUGGUUGAAGAUGAAAAUUAUGAAAGCUGGGUUUGGUUCUUGACGAAGCUGAGGAUUGCUCUCCAAUACCAUAAUUACCCAUUGAAUGAUAUGACAUUCUUAUCCAAUGGACAAAAGGGUCUUGAUGCUGCUGUCCCACAUGCGUUUGAAGAUAGCCACCACGCCUUUUGUUUGCAUCACAUCAUGGAGGAAUUCAAAGGAGAACUGAGGAAGGGACCAUGGUCGCAGCAGAUAAGAGAUGUAAUGGUCGAGGAUUUUACUCGUGCGGCCCAAGCAUGCAACACUGAUGAUUUUAAUGCAUCAAUUGAGAGCAUAAGGAAUAUAUCCACUGAAGCUGCCGACUGGAUAAUUGCGAGUAAGCCAGAGCAUUGGUCGGACGCCGUCUUCGGAGGCUGUCGGUAUGACCAUUUCUCCUCGAACAUUGUCGAUGCAUUUAAUAACUGGAUACCCACAAAGAAGGAGGGCUCAGUGGUGUUGAUGAUGGACUCUCUGAGAAUAAAAAUAAUGGAGACAAUAGAGGCAAGGCGUGAAGCCUGCAAGUCAUGGGAAGGGCCUUUGACACCUUCCAUGGACUACAAAGCACAGGAUGAGAUGUCGAAGGCUGGUAAGCUGACCGUGCUGUGCUCUUCUGAGACUGUAUUUGAAGUACGGGGCAGCGGUAUUUCUGUUGUUAAUCUUGCAAAUUGGGAAUGCACCUGUCGGAGGUGGCAACUUUCUGGCCUCCCUUGUAUGCAUGCUUUUGCUGUGUUUAACAGGAUCGGAAUAUCUUUCUAUGACUACUGCUCAAAGUUUUUCAGAAUAGAGAGCUACCAUUCGACAUACUCAGGAACAAUCUUCCCAAUUCCUGACAUGGAUACCUUUGAUUUUAGUGCUGGGGCAACGAUCCCACCUCCCAAGCCACGGACAUCAGAUAAACCGAGAAAGAAGAGGUUUAACCCCAACAAGGUAACCACUUUUAUACGGCUCUGUAGCAGGUGCAAGCAAGCAGGCCACAAUAAGGCAACAUGUGAAGCUCUUCUGUAGAGAAAGCAAAUUCUUCAUCUCCAGUAUGUAUAGCAGGUUUAUUUAGACGUCUGAUGUGGUGAAAGAGAGAUUUCAUUAUGGUGGUGCCCGCUGUAUUUAGAUUGAAGUGGAGGAGACUAUGAGACAUGGAUCAAUAUCGUCUGUUUUGUUUAUAUGAAGGGUGUAACUUGAAGCAAUGGGUUUGAGGUGCUAGCUUUGGACUGUGUUAGCUGAAAACAGAGUAGAUGAUGGUUAGCUGUUUAUUUGUAGCUGUAGGCUGUGGUGAUAAGUAGUGCUAACAAGCUAAGAUGCAAGUCUAGUUGAUUAGUAUCAUCAUUGUAUGUUCUCUCAUUUAGAUCUGUGUACAUGCUGCGCAAUUCAGGUACAGUUAUUUUAUACUAGUGUCAUGGUAUACUCUCAAAUCCUUUUGUAUGAUGCUAUAUUAUAAGUUAUUAGAGUCAGUUGUGCCGGUCCAUGGACUCCGGCUUGCCUUUUUU